Molecule: messenger RNA, 5673 nt
Organism: Benincasa hispida (wax gourd)
Lineage: Eukaryota; Viridiplantae; Streptophyta; Magnoliopsida; Cucurbitales; Cucurbitaceae
Source: RefSeq, a predicted model, not a curated record
ACUUUCAGAACUUCAACUUCUUCUUGUUCUAUCAUCUCUCGAACAAAGUGGAAUUUUACGUCUACGUUUCUGGUCCGAUUGUGUAACUAAGAAUUUUUUCGAUAAGUGUAUGGUGCUUUGAUUGUCACAAAAUAUUUUUUUUCUGUUUUCUAUUGUAUGCCCAUGUCGGAAAGUAAUCCUCUUAACCAUAGACCUUCUUUGAUUGCCCCUGAUAAUGCUAUGAACUCUGCUUCUAUUAUGGAUAGAGCUAUUACUGAUUGUAGUUUGCUUUCCAGGAAACAAUAGCCUGAUAGGGACCUCCAUUUGUUUAGAUCCCUGCAUAGUUAGAGUCCACAAACCCAUAUAGUUCAAGUUCUGAUUCAUUACAUCUCUGAUAAGUCUCUAGAUUCAUUGGAUGCCUUUAAGUAUCUCAGAAUCCAUUUUAUAGCUUCCCAAUGCCUCUUACCAGGGUUAGCCAUGUAUCUACUCACUAGUUUAGCUGCAUAUGACAAAUCCAGUCUAGUAGAAAUCAUUAAGUACAUUCGAUUGCCUGCUGCCUGACUGUAGGGAACUGAUGACAUUUGAUUUAGAUGUUCGAUGUCUGUAGCUUUAGGAGAAUUUGCUGCUGAGAGUUUGAAGUGUUGAGCAAGAGGUGUAGCCACCGGUUUGGCUUCACUUAAUUGUAACCUCUUGAUUACCAUCUCACAAUAAGCUUGCUGAUUUAUGAAUAGAAGUGACUGUUCCCUGUUUCUAGUAAUAUCAAUCCCAAGAAUCCUUUUAGACUCUCCCAAAUCCUUCAUGUCAAACUCUUUCUUUAGAAAUUUUUUUACAAGAUUUAGGUCUUCUUUAGAACUCCAGCUAACAUGUCAUUAACAUAUAGAAGUAGAUAGAUUUUGCCCCUGUAGGACUUAGCAUUCACAUACGCACAAUUGUCGUAUGAACUUCUCUUAAACCCAUUGCUUGCAAUAUAGGUCACUGUUUUAGUCCAUAAAUGGACUUAUUUAGCAAGCAAUAUAGGUCUUCUUUACUCUUUUCUUCAUAUCCCUUAGGUUGGACUAUGUAAAUGGUUUCUUCUAGAUGUCCAUGUUGGAAGGUUGUUUUAAUAUCUAGUUGAUCCAACUUUAAGUUGUUCUGAGUCACUUGGGAUAGCAAGAGUCUGAUUAAUGUUUGUUUGACCACUGGAGAAAAUGUUUCAAAAUAAUCUAUCCCCUCUCUCUGAGUGUAGCCUUUAGCUACUAACCUACUGCUUCCUCAAAAGAAGAUGAUUCAUCAUCUGUGUGAGCCACUGAUGAAUUCAAGACUAGGUUCAUAUAGUUUGUUUCAAUGUACCUAGCAUGAGGUACUAUAAUCCUUCUUUGUUUGUCUCUAGCAAGUGAGUAAUGACUCAAAUCAGUUUGAAAUUCUUCUAAUUCACCUUGUUCAAUUGUUUCUUCCUUUGAUAUUUUUGUUUCAAUUAGUGGAUUAGAACUCUAAGGCUAGUUUGUAACCUCAAUUUCAUUAGUCAUAGGCUUAGAAAUACCUUCCGACUUCUCUUGUUUCUGCAUAAACAUCUUAGAUUCUCUGAAUGUUACAUCUUUACGGUUAAUGAACCAUUUUUCAAUAGGAUGCCACAUUCUAAAACCCUUAACUCCAUUAGUGAAACCAAUAAACAUACAUUUCACAACUCUGGCUUUUAAUUUCCCCUGAUUCUGAUGAACAUACCCCACGCAACCAAAAAUCUUUAAUUUGUCUAGGUUAGGAGGGUAUUUGGUCCAUUUCUCUUCCGGUGUUAGGAAAAUUAAGGAAGUUUGAGCACCUGUUCAGUGUAUAGAUAGUGUAUGAAGCUACUUCAACCUAAAACUUCUCAUGUAGUAUUGCAUUAGAUAAUAGACAUCUAACCCUCUCCAUAAUAGUUCUGUUUAGUCUUCCUGUAAUACCAUUUUUUGGGGGGUGUGUCUAACAGUUCUAUGUCAUAAUGCCUUGUUCUCUGCAAUACUUAUUAAAGUCCUCACCCGAGAAUUCAAGGUCAUCUGUUCUUAGGUAAUUUACUUUCUUCAUGGUUUGAUUUUCAAUAAGUAUUUUCCACUUUUUAAACUUAUCAAACACUUGAUCCUUAGUCUUAAGAAAGUAAACCCAAUUUUUUCUAGAAUAAUCAUCAGGGAUAGUAAGUACCUUGAACCACUUAGAGAGGGAGUAGAGGCUGGUUCUCAAAGAUCUGGGUGGAUAUAGUCUAGAAUUCUCUUUGUGAUAUGCUGGAACUUGAUGAAAUUGUGCCAAGAAUACAAUACUCAUAGAAAGUGAGUUGUUCACUAAUGCCAUUAGGAAGUAGCCCUGUUUAGAUAGAGCUUGAAGUCCCUUUGCACUAAUAUGAGUCAACCUUUUGUGUCAUAUAUUUGAUAGACCCCUGAUCAAGAAGGUAUAUGUCCGGAAGAAGAAGAAGAAGCAAGGUGAAGGGCAAAAUAGACAAAAUGAUGUAAUGCAAAAUGAAUAGGGAUCUUGUGGGGACCAGGGAUCUUUUCUGUUAUUAUUCCAUUAGCAUUCUGUUAUUAAGUUGUUAGGCUGUAGAUAUAAAUAGGAAUAGGGAAGGUAAGGUUUAGGCAUCUUUUUCUUGUAUUGAAAAUAGCUCAGAGAGCUUGUAGAGGGGAGGAGAGCCUCGGCUCCCUUGGUUGAAAGCCUAAAGUGUGGAUAUGUAAUCCGAGUACUAUCACUCUGGUAUUAGAGCAACGGUCAUUGGGGAAUGGUGAAGAAGAUGGAAGCUCAAAUUUCUGCAAUCGAGGAACAACUGACCUUAUUGCAAGUAGGGAUGGAGGCUUGGAUGGAUCAGAGGUUUACGGAAAUGAAACAGGUAACGAACAAUGUGAUGACAACAUGCUUAGAAACGUGGGGUGAAACGAUGGAGCAAAAGAUGUUGCUCGCGCUCGAAACAUGGUCAAAGAGAAGGGAUUUUGCAAGGAAGGGGGAGGACACCAACUCAUCUGAGCGGACAGUAACGAACAAAGGGAAACAACUGGAGGGUGAGGGGAGCAAUAAGAAAGAAAGCUUGGUGUGUAAAGAAAAGGUGGAGGUACCUCUAUUCGAUAUGCAUUUGCAGAAGCUCGAAAUUCCAUUUUCAAAAGGAGAAUUGGGAGACGACCCACUCGGAUGGUUCCAUAGGGUGGAACGCUACUUCGUGGUCACUAAUGGGAAGAAGAGCGAAUGCCAAUGGAAAGUUGGGCUGAUUUCAAAGAGCAAAUGCUCUUGCACUUCUUGUCGGCCAAAGAGGAAGACCGUCGAGCUCAGUUCUUGAACCUCAAGAAGGAUGGGACGGUGAGAUCAUACUGAUGUCGGUUUGAGCAUCUUUCAGGGCCAUUGAAAGAUUUAUCGGACGAGACACUGGAAAGUAAGUUCGUUAGUGGGUUGAAGGAAGAUAUUCAAGUGGAAAUGCGAAUGUUUAAGUUAGUGGGUAUUAAAGAAAAAUUGGGAACGGCCCAGCUGAUUGAGGACACUGAAGAAGCCCAUAAGAGGAAGUGGGGAAGCAGAAGCCCAAACCCAAGCCAGUCAGUCCAGACAACCGGGUCUACCAUAACCCUGGGUACGGGUUCAACAUCGGGUCAAGGUAACGUAAAUAAUAUCCCCACGGCCCGUACGAUUUCUCUCAACCCUAGCCGUAGCUCGAUAACUUCUUCAAAUUCAGUGACACUGCGAGAUGUGAACGGCAAGGCACUUUCGGUCGGCAACUACAAGCGACUCUCUGAUAGUGAUAUGCAAAGCCGCGGAGACAAGGGGCUAUGUUAUCGGUGUGAUGAACGGUACAGCCCAGGCCACCGUUGCAAGAAGGAGCUGAAUUUGCUAAUCCAUCCUGAUGAAGAGGAAGAAGAGGCUGUAGUUGAAAAAGGUGUGGAAUUGGAGAAUGUUGAAGGAAUUACCCCGGCUAUGCUAGAGAACAUGGAACACCACCCGACGAUAUUACACCCAACUGAAGCCGAGAUUGCUGAACUAUCCAUUGAAGACGAGAUUGCUGAACUAUCCACUGAAGAUGAGAUUGUUGAAUUAUCCUUAAAUUCUUUUGCUGGAAUUGACUCUCCAAAGACAGUGAAACUGAUGGGCACGGUAGGGGAUAACAAUGUAGUAGUGUUGAUUGACAGUGGAGCAACCCACAACUUCAUUGAUGAUCAAUUGGUUAGUACACUCAACCUUCCUUGCUCACCCACCUCUAGUUGCGGAAUUAUGCUUGGCACAGGGAAAUCGGUUCGGACCAAUGGCAUCUGUAAAGGUGUAGUCCUUAAUCUCCCUAAUUUAACUAUUAUUAACGAUUUUUUUCCCAUACCUCUGGGAAGUGCCGAUGUGGUAAUGGGUGUUCAGUGGCUCAUGACCCUCGGGCAAGUGGAAUGUGACUGGAGCACAUCGAAGAUGGACUUCCAAGUGGGAGAACGGCGGGUACACUUGAAAGCGGACCGGAGUCUGGUGAAGUCUCAAAUCUCCUUGAAGUCCAUGAUGAAACACAUGAUGAAGGCAGGCUAGGGAAUCCUCCUUGAAUUGAAUGCUGUAGGAAUCCUACAAGAAGACGAGUCCCUCUACUGUAAAAUGGCCAGUGGAUGCCCCAAAAUUCAGGAAGUCUUACAACAAUAUCAGUCUGUGUUCAGACCAAUGGAGGGGCUGCCACCGUUAAGGUGCCACGACCACACGAUUGAAUUAAAAUCAGAAGAGGGACCGAUCAACGUGCGUCCAUAUAGGUAUCCACAAUUUCAAAAGGAUGAGAUUGAACGGCUAGUAACAGAAAUGUUGACAGCAGGCAUCAUACAACCAGGUACCAGUCCUUUUUUCAGCCCGGUUUUGUUGGUAAGAAAGAAGGAUGGCAGCUGGAGGUUCUGCGUGGAUUACUACCCCAUUCCGGUUGUGGAUGAACUCCUUGAUGAAUUGACCGGGGCAGUAAUAUUUUCCAAGAUUGACCUUAAAUCUGGAUAUCAUCAAAUACGAGUCGCACAAGACAUCCACAAGACGGUCUUCAGAAUGCACGAGGGGCACUACAAAUUUGUUUCAAUUAUUUAGGCUGCCCAGUUUACUAAAAUAAUUGUAUCAAAUUUCUUCAGUCAUGAAAAAAUAAUCAUACUCAAGUUGCUAAAAGAUUAAAAACAGAAAAUUCUUCAGUUGAUCUUCCCUUCUGCCACUGCCGAGAAAUAGUUAUAAAAAAAAUAUAAAAUUUCCUUUGCGAUUUAUAUUUUAUUCCUUGUACAGAAGAUGAGCCCAUAGUUUGCCAUUCAAAUGGUAGCCCCAAGUUUGUUCCCAAGUCUUUUGAAUAUGAUAAUGAUGCUCUCAAUUCUGGUGGGAUGAAGCUAGAAGAUCAAAGGUGUUGUGAUUGUUUUGCCAUUGGGGAUGUAUUGUCCUGGGUCUCGUUCUUGUUAAAGCUGCUUUAGCAACCUUGCGGAUGUAAAUAUUGUUAUAGUAGACUUUUCUAUAAUAAUAGUUUUUCUAUCUAUUUUGACUCUGUCCAAAAAAGCACUCCAUAUUUCAUCUAUUGUUCUUGUAGGUUCUUGAAUAUAUGUAUCGGAAGAGUUUUGUAGGGGAAUGAGAAUAAUCAAAAUGCUUGAAAUUGUAAGCUUCCAUUAUGUUGGUUGGUCUGUUUGUUGAGAGGGGAAUGCUUUGGCAUUAUUAGAAUUUAAGAGCAUUGUACCUCUUUCGAGAAGACACUUGCUUCCUUAGUUUAUACUCCUACCAAGUUUAUUUUGUGUAUUAUAA